This is a messenger RNA of Andrographis paniculata, 1808 nucleotides long. Its product is annotated as E3 ubiquitin-protein ligase At1g63170-like. Lineage: Eukaryota; Viridiplantae; Streptophyta; Magnoliopsida; Lamiales; Acanthaceae. The coding region runs from base 398 to 1561 and encodes 387 amino acids. The transcript has 5 exons. The record is from RefSeq and is a predicted model, not a curated record.
AGUAAAAGGAAGCAUGGCAUGGCAUGGCCUGACAGGUAAGAAUAUUCGGAGGCAAACUUCCAAAGCCAAAGCGAGAGAUACAAAAACUGAGCUCUUCCCCCACCCCACCAGCUGACCUGACGUUAGAAUCACUCUCUCUCUCUCUCUAAAAACAUCAACCUACAAAGCCCAUUAAGGCGGUGGUGAAUUUUAAUUGAUUUUCGUUUGCAGGUAACGCGAAUUCAUCUCUGCUCUGUGUAGGAUGAAAAUAUUUUAUUCUCUCCAUUUGAAGAAGUGGAAAAUCGAAUAUUGUUAAGCUUUGAGGAGGACAUUUGCCUAUUGUCUCCAUGUGCGCGAACUUGGAUGGAUUUUGCAUACUAAGGCAUUGCCGUAAAAAUCAAAUAGAGUGCCUUUAUCAAUGGAGCUUGCAAAUACCCGUAAUGACAACAUCGAACAUGUUAUUGACGUUGCUAGUACAGUUAAUGCCAUUUCCUCUAAUUCACCACACGACAGACCGCCCGGGGGCUUGGAGGUGCAGCUCAGUGAUACACAUCCUUCUACUAGCUCGAGGGUCCCAGUCUAUGAACCGUCUCCCUUUCCAACCAGACCAAACUCGAGGAGUUCGUCGCUAAUUCGAAGAGCCAACAGUCGAAGCAGCCAAGGAAGUCCUCUGAACUCCGUUGUAUGGAUUUCAGUGGAGUUAGUUUUGAUCGUUGCCCAAAUCAUUGCAGCCAUUGUUGUUUUGUGUUUGUCAAAGAAUGAGACACCGAGCGUUCCUUUGAAAGCAUGGAUCGUUGGAUAUGCAUCUGGUUGUGCUGUCAUUAUCCCCCUUUUAUAUUGGAGAUUUCUACAUCAAAAUGCCGGACUUGAACAUGCUUCUCGAGCCGAGCAAGAUUUUACUCGAAGGAAUAAUACUGUCGGUCCCUUAAAUCGGAGAGCUGCGAAUGGGGAAAAUGUGAACAUAGAAACAAGAAACACAUGGAGUAAUCGAUUACCAAAUCCACGGCUUAAAGUACUCGUCGAAUACACCAAAAUGGCUUUAGAUUGCUUCUUUGCUGUUUGGUUUGUUGUGGGCAAUGUAUGGAUUUUUGGGGGGCACUCGUCAUCGGCUGAAGCUCCCAAUGUGUACAGGCUGUGUAUAGUAUUUCUUGUCUUCAGCUGCAUUGGAUACGCAAUGCCGUUUAUCCUCUGCACUACGAUCUGUUGCUGCCUCCCGUGCAUAAUAUCCGUCCUUGGCUUCAGAGAAGACUUCACCAUGAACCAAGGUGCCACACAAGAUUCAAUUAAUUCAUUGCCGACCUAUAAAUUCAAACGAAAGAAGAACAGGAGUGGCAACAACAAGGAUAAAAGCUUGGGCAAAGACGAAGGCGGUAGAGUGGCUGUUGGUACUGAAAAUGAGCGCGCAAUAUCUGCAGAGGAUGCGGUUUGUUGCAUUUGCUUAGCCAAGUAUGUCCACAACGACGAGCUGCGGGAGCUGCCAUGCUCCCAUUUCUUUCACAAAGAAUGCGUCGACAGAUGGCUGAAAAUCAACGCCUCGUGUCCCCUCUGCAAAGCUGUCGUCGGAGACACCAUUUUCAACUAGCAAGUUAAGCUCUCAACUUCUGGAACACUACUGUUCUAAAGACUUCCUGCCCUGCCCUGCUCUAAUAUAGAACUUAAAAUUGUUCAGAGAUGGUAGUUUAGUUGAGUCUACUACACUUUAUUUUACUCAUCAACUUUGCUGUUGUAUAUAUUGAUUGAUUGUAUCACUAAUAUUUAUAUUCUAGAUUGAUUGUAUCACUAAUAUUUAUAUUCUAGUCGAAUCGCAUUGACCAUAUAUAUAUAUAUCA